AUGAUCCCAACCACACAACAGACGUUACAAGAUGAAAACGAGUACAAUUUCAAAGAAGGUGAAGUUUUGAAAUUCAAUAUCGGAGGAAGAUUAUUUGCAGUGUUGAAGGAAACCCUCACACAACCCAUUAAAAAACUAAAUAUGGAAAAUGAGGAUGAUGAAAAUGGUAAUGAUGAAAUAGUGGAAAACAAUGAAUAUUAUGAACCAAAUAUGCUUUCGGCCAUUGCCUCUGGAAUGCAUACCUUAACUUUUGACAAGGAUGGUUCAAUUUUUAUUGAUCGAGAUGGAAAAUAUUUUGGAUAUAUUUUGAAUUAUUUAAGAGCAAGUGGAAUUCCAAACCAUUUUUCUUUACCAAAAGAUGAACAUGCCAUUGAAUGUAUUUAUUUGGAAGCACAAUAUUACAACAUUCAAGGAUUGAUUGAAUUUAUUGAACAAGAACAUGAAAAUUGGAUUGAACAUUUAAAACCAAAAAAUUUCAUUCUUUCCAACCGUCAACCUUUUAAAGACAGCAAAAUAUUGACGAACCAAAUGGAAGGAAAACUUGUCAAUCUCUUGUCAAAAACUCGUUCAUUUAAAAACUGUAAACUCCUAUUUAGAGCGUCACAAGAUGGAUUUAAUGCGUCACAAUUUCACAGCAAAUGUGACAACAAGGGACCAACAGUCACGAUCAUCAAAACGUUUAAUAGUUGUAUAUUUGGUGGUUACACUCCUUUAAGCUGGAACACCAGUGAUUCCUUUCAAAGAGACAACAGUUCCUUUUUAUUCAGUUUUAUUGGAAAGAAUGAAGAAGAACGAAAUGUUAGAAUUGAAAACCAAGGUCAAAAAGAUAAUACCAAAUCAAUAUAUUGUGGUUCACUUUAUGGACCAACAUUUGGAGGAGGUCAUGAUCUUUACGUUGAUUUUACGUCUAAUUAUUCUAAUCUUGGUCAUUCUUAUUCUUUGAAUGGAAUUGCAUAUGCAACAUCACAAGCACAAGGAUUUCUAGCUGGAAGUUAUCAUUUUUCCAUCUCAGAGCUUGAGGUUUAUGAAUUGAAGUAG
Molecule: messenger RNA, 1038 nt
Organism: Naegleria fowleri
Lineage: Eukaryota; Heterolobosea; Eutetramitea; Acrasida; Naegleriidae
Exons: 2
Coding region: 1-1038 (345 amino acids)
Biological process (GO): protein homooligomerization
Source: RefSeq, a predicted model, not a curated record